Messenger RNA from Thelazia callipaeda (thelaziosis nematode), 1461 nucleotides. The record is from the annotation of a GenBank genome assembly. Lineage: Eukaryota; Metazoa; Nematoda; Chromadorea; Rhabditida; Thelaziidae.
AUGUUUUCACUAUGUUACCGCUAUUGUAAUGCAGUUAAUGCUAUUUUACGGUUUGAUACUCUUGGCCUUUUGAAUCCAGAAAGUAUUGUGCUGCAGCUCAUUGUUGAUCAUAAUCUUGUAAUCCCUUUGAAGUUGACUCAUUCACUGGCAAUGGACGAAUUGCAACCAUCUACAAGUACUGAACGACCUGACAGUAGAUCAGUAAGAGAUCUUGUAAAACGUUUGUCCGAAGCCGUGAAUGCAGUAAAGAAACCGCUCCAAAAAAUGACUGAGCUAAAUGUCACUUAUCAAACAGUUAUGCGAGGAGUUAGUAGCACUCAGGCUUUUCUCAGAGAAAAAAUGAUGGAGAUGAAUCGUGAGCAAAUUGAUGAAGUAUUUGAUCAGUUAGAAAGUGAAUUGCGUAUGGCACAACAUCUAGCAUUUUGGAAAGCACGAAUUAUGUAUGAUGUAAAUAUAGAACUUCGGAAUUUGAUUGGUUCACAGGACAAAUCAGAACAAAAAAAAAAUGAACCUGAUGUGCCAGUAAAAGAAUCUCAAACGAAACAUCAGGCUCCAGUAACAAAGGAAAAUCCACGACGAGUGGAAAGAGAAACCAGGUCGCAGUCAAUUCUGAAAGCGAAAUCGAAGGAUGCGCCGUCUUCCCCGUUAUUACCAGAACAGACUACUUCUGGACGUCGAAAGAAAGUGAAGGCGACAGAGACAAAUGAAGGGCGAGCAUCACAAAAGAAGCGUGGAGCAGGAAGACCACGUUUGCCGAGAAAAACUCGCCAAUCAAACUCUGCUGCAGUAGGGACAGAAGCCAAAAAUAAAGAAGAUCUUGAAAUAUACUGCUUAUGUCGGCAGGCCUCAUUUGGUGAUAUGAUUCUCUGUGACAACAAACUAUGUAAAGAAUGGUUUCAUUUUCCUUGCGUUCAAAUAAGACAAAAACCAAGAGGUAGAUGUGUUGUCAUUUCGAUCGCAGGAGAGCAGAUUUGUACUGUUAUGUUAGCAAAGGAUUUUGUUGGUGACGUUCGUGUAAAAACCAAAACAGGUGAGACAUUCAUAGUAGCUUCUCAGCGCGCCGAUGGCACCUGGAGAAAGGCAAGAAAAGUAAAGGAUGGUUAUAUACCACAAGAAGAACAACCGAAGUUUGAAUCUCGUGGUCAACAAAUGAACAGCAAGACCGUAUACCCUGCUGGUUGGUCACCCAGCGAGGAAUUGAAAGAGCCAACUCAAAAACUUCCAACUGCAGCGGCAUUAAAACCAAACGCUCCAAUUACUCCUAUCGAACACAUCAGUAAGAGGAUCAGCAAUUUAAACAGAAAAUUACGAGAUAUAGAGAUUUUACAAAACAAAAUUGAAAGUAAAGAACUGGAAAAUCCGGAAAAGACGCAACUGGAAAAAAUUGCUCGAAAAGAUGCCAUUUUAAAAGAGAUUGACCGGCUUACGAUCGAAAUGGAUAAGUUACGAUUGCUUCUCUGA